Messenger RNA from Tetrahymena thermophila SB210, 2646 nucleotides. RefSeq lists its product as hypothetical. NCBI's taxonomy places the organism in Eukaryota, Ciliophora, Oligohymenophorea, Hymenostomatida, Tetrahymenidae. The record is from RefSeq and is a predicted model, not a curated record. The transcript has 8 exons.
UUAGUGAAUACAUAACUUUAUAUUGUUAGCUUGCUUAUUCAUAAAAACUUUGAUUAAUAAAUUCAAAAUUAAUCUUAUAAUUUUUAAAAUAUUUGUAUCAGUAAUUUACUUUUUUACUUAAAGACUUACAGAUAAAUGUCUGGAAUUACUUAAGAAAGUAGGAAGCAUAUUUUAGAUGUUUUGAGAAACGAAAGGAAUGAAAUAUAAAAGUUGUUGAAAUAGAAGUCUUCAGGAUCUUAGAAGAGAAUUUCAUAAGAUAAGCAAAAAGAAUAAAUUGUGAUUCAAGAUUAAGCUGAGGAAUAAAGCAAUCUUUUUUAAUAAUAAAACCUGUUUAAUCAGAUACCAUCCAAUUCUAAUAGCAAAAGAAAUAGCAUUCUUAGUGAAGAAGGGGAUUAGAAUUAACAAGGUUCAGAGCAUAAUAGCGAUAGCAAUAACUUUAGUGCUUAAAACUAUAACUACACUUUUAACAAAUAUCACAAUUAGAUUUUGUUAGAUUAAAUGAAGUUGUCUAAAGAAUAAAUUGAGGAAAACUAAAGAUAUUUGAAUAGAGACAUGGUAGAAUAAGAUCAAGAAUUAGAAGAAGAUGAUGAUGAAGAUGAAUUAAACGAAGUUAACAAUUAGAAUCAUUACAACUAAGAGCAAUAUUCCUAAGAGGAUGAUCAUAAUUAAUAUUAAAACAGUUACUCUUAAAACACAAGCAAUAACUAACAUUUAGAGUAUGAAAACUAGCAAUAAUAUAGCUAGUAUGGCGAUUAGUAUUAAGAUGAGUAAAACUACAAUUAAAUUAAACGUGAUAACUUUUUCUAAGUAGAGAAUGUUUAGAAUAGAUAAAAAUCAUAGAAUUAAAAUAAAUAGAAUAAAAAUAGUUAACAACGAAAUAAUAAUAAUUAAUAAAAGUACUUUAUUAGUGAUAAACCAGUAAAAAAUUAAGAUUCAUUAAGAGUAAAUAAAAGCCAUUAAGAUUUAACUCAUAACAAAAAGGGCAGCAAUGAAUAAGUUAAAACUGCAAAAAAUACAGUCAAAGAUUUAAAGAGUAAACUUCUUAAUCUCAAAGAAUAAAAAGAUAAAAAAUAAAAAGAGCUGAUAUAGCACAGAAUUGAAGAUUAAGACAAGAAAAAGCAUGAACAUACUUUCCAUGCCUAGUGCAAACUAUCAAACGAGUAAGAACUGCUCAGAAAAAAUAUACAUAAAGAUCCUCUCACAGAGGAGGAAAGAUGCUCAGCCUGGCUUAGAUUAUAUGAUGACAAAAAAUAAUUUCACGAAUAAAACGAGUAAGAAAAGAAGAGAAUUGAAGAAACCAGAAUCAUAACUAAUUGCUAAAAAAGUCCUGAAAUAAACCUAUUAAGCAAGGUGAUAGCAGAAAACAAAAACAAAGAAAAUAAUUUACCAGUUGAAGAAAGAUUAAAUUUAGAGGCAAUUAAGUACAGACAAAAAAUAUAAAAAUAACAAUAAGAAAAGCAAGUAAAGGAAACUGAAGAUUUAACUUUUAAACCUUAAAUUUACUCUCAGCCUUUACAAUAAAAACCUCCAAUUUACGAGAGAUUUACAGAAAUAGCUAAGAAAAAAUAGGAUAUUAUUCAUUAGUUAAAACUAAAGGAGUAGUCUAUGUUUUAGCCUUAGAUCAAUCCUAAGAGUGCAGAAAUAGCUGAAACAAAGAUAAAUAACAAAGAUGUAGCUGAAAGAUUAAAUCAGGAGUUUUUUGAAUAAUAAAAAAGAAAAGAGAAAUUGUAGACUUAGAUUUACGAGGAAGUGAACAAAGAGUGCAAGUUCCAUCCUUAGACGAAUCCUGCAAGCAUAUAAAUAGCAAAAUAGCUUCCACUUUACGAUGGAAGAGCUGACGUUGUUUAACGUUAGCAAGUACUUGAAAAGUAGUCAAGAGAUAAAAAAUAAAGAGUAGCAUAAGAAUUAGAAAAAGACAAAUGCUCUUUUAAACCUGAGAUAAAUUAAAUCAGCGAAAUUAUAGUGUAUGAAAACUAAGGGAGAUUAACAGAAACAUAAGAUUAAAAAAUAGAGAGAAUGUAUAAAAAAGAAAUAGAAAUGAGAAAAAUGAAAAAUGAUUAAAGAUAAAAGGAAUAUGAAUCUUAAAUGACCUUUACUCCAUCUAUUAACGAAGUCUCUAGAUAUAUUGUUAAUGAUAAAUCAAGAGAUCUUGAUGAGCUAGCUUACAAUUACACAGGAAAAAUGCACAUUAAAAUGCUUUAAGAAGAAAAAGAAUUCGAAAAAAUGAAGGAAUGUUCAUUUUAUCCCUCAACUUCUCAAAGUAUUAAAUAUAUGCACGUCCCAGCAUAUUAUAACUAAGAAAAGUGCCAUAAGAGUGUAAAAAUGGAGGUCUAAAUUAAAGAAAAGAAACUUAGAGAGUAAAAGAAACAAUACAUUAAUAAAGAGCUCAAGGAAUGCACUUUCACUCCAACAAUAAAUAAAAACAAGAAAGUGGAUAAAAAGCAAAAUAUUGAUCGAGUAAAGGGACUUGAAAAUUUCCUCUAAAAUAAGGACAGAGCAGAAAGAUAAAAAUAAGAGCGUAUCCAUAAAGAAGAUCAAGUAUUCAACCUUCAUAAAAGGUAUGAUACUGAAACCAGAUAAAGCAAAACGAAACCAUAGCCAUUUAAGUUAUCCCAUUAUAAUAAAUAAUAACAAUCUGUUUAAUGA